Molecule: messenger RNA, 1910 nt
Organism: Moneuplotes crassus
Lineage: Eukaryota; Ciliophora; Spirotrichea; Euplotida; Euplotidae
Source: the annotation of a GenBank genome assembly
UUCAGAAAUCCAUAAUGAAGAAACUAUUCAGACCAAUUGUCAAGGUAGCUCAAAACUACUACGAGAGGACUACACUAACUCAGGUACCAAGAAGCAAGACUGCUAAGAUCAGGAAAUAUGCUAAUGUUGAUAUAAGCAAGAAUUUUGAAAAAUAAGCAAAAGAGAUAUGAAGAAUACAAAACUGAGAUGCUAGGAGAACUGUACAAUCUUAAUGAUAGUCAAAUUCCUGAUUUUGCAAAGUCUAAUUCAUCAGAGCUCUCUCCUUCCAUCUCUCAUCCUAAGGACUUGAUUGAGAUCGGAGAGCCAGAUGACUUAGAAGGAAAAUACUUAAUCUCGGGUGCAAAGAAAUUAUGAGUGCUUGGUGUAAUCAAGUACUACCAAAUUAACCAUAACCUGUUCGAAGACAGUAGACUUCACCCUGAGGAUCAGAAGGAUCUCGAGCGCUUGCAUUACCUAGUCGAGCAUAAUCUCCCCGUUGAUAAACGUCUUCUAUUCGAGCAGGUACCUGAACUAUUUAGGUUUGAAAUAAACCGGCUUCAGUUCGAAGACCGUAUGCUAUAUGAUUUCAGCUCGAAGGGUUAUGUCCGUGCUGACGGUACGGACAUGGAAAUCGAUCGUGAUUACAAUGCAAAACUUGCUCUAGACAAUGACGAUAGUUUCUUUAAUAAAAUAAUGAUCAUGGAACACUACAUCUUGGAGCAACUGGUCGAUAUCCAUAAGUUGUACAGUGAGAAAAUUAGUGACUACUGCUUAAGAAAUGGCUACAAUAAUUACUCAGAUUACUUUGACCAGCUACAGGUCAUAGAUCCUGAAAAGAUGAUGCCCUGGGAAAGAGCCUUUUUAAGUGAACUUGAUGAACUUAAAGGAAUAAAAGAAGAUAUUGAAACUCUCAAAAAGAAGAGAGAACUUGAAGAAGAAUCCAACCACGAAUUAGAAGAUUGGGUAAGAACACCUGAAAUUAGAGCCAAAGCUAUGAAAGAGGUUGCAUAUUAUAAAAAGUUUAAGUCUAUCAACAUUCUGGAUACAGUGAUAAUCCCCUUACCGGAAGCCACAGGACCAUCCUUUGAAGAAAGAUUGAGGCUUGCUACAGGAGGAAAAAUAGAUGACUUCAUUGACAACGAAAGGGCUGAAUUCAAAAAGUUGGCUGACAAAAGAUUGCCACCUAGAGAAAUUGAUAUGCUCAACAAAGAUGAGAGCUUAAUUCAAAAGUUAAACAUUGUUGCACAGGCUUUGGUUGUUGAAAAGCCACCUGAACUCUAUGUCUCAGACGAAGAACUAACCAGAAGUCUUGACAAAGGAAUGUAUGCAGAACUUCCUCAAGACCACAGAAUGCUUACUAACGAGAUUUAUAAAGUCUUGUAUCUUAAUAAUGAAGAUCCAGAGUUAUACAAUGUAAAGUUCUGGGCAACACAUUUUAAGAUAGAUCCUUCGGCGAUCAGAAACAUUUUUAACUAUCUAGCAUAUCCAGUGUUUGAUCCAUUUUCGCACAAACUGGAAAGAAUUUUGUAUUUCAUUGAUGCAGAUUUCGUUAAAAACUCUCACAAGCUUCAGGAUGUCACUCGGAAGGACUACAUGAACUACCUUGAAGAAGAUUACUAUAGAAGACUUGAAAUCGAAGCAAAAGAAAUGGAUGAAGAGCUUGGUACACAGAGAGAUCUCAGAAAGAUGUUCAUUGAGCAUCCUCUGCUUCAUCCGGGAAUAAGUCGCGAAACCCAGCUCAUAGAGUCCAAAACCAAACCCAUUUCUACCAAAAAGAUCGAGAAUUUCACUAAAUUCGAUGACCACAUCAUGGAAGAUCUUGACAAAGAAAUUGAGAAAUACAAGCAACUCCACAAUGAGGAGAACGCUCAAAAGAAAAACCAGAGAGGAUUUACUUAAUAUCUCCUUAACAAACUCCCCAUCUCUAUCCA